CUCAACGACUGCAACUCGCCAACUCCUCCGUUUCCUCCUCAAGGAGUCAAGUCACAACUACAACAUCUUGUAACAAUUCAAAUGGGUAUUGGUCUGAGGCCAAAAUUGAAGUAGCAUUUUGAGUUGUUUUUGGAGGUACAAGAGGACUUGUGGUGAGUUGUGGAAGUCUCAUGGAGCAACCUGCCACUCCUAGGAAGGAUUCUGGUAGGAGCAACGGGUUUAGUGGCGGGGUGAUGCAAGUUGCAACUAGUCUCAUUGAACUAGGAGUCUAGGACAAUUUGGGUGGUCAUAACAUAAGCUGGGGGUUGAGGGAUAGUCCUGUAGAGAAGAUAAAAAGAUUAGAACACAGAAGGGGAAGCAAAAAUGGAGCAGAAUGACAAAGAACACAAGGAAAAUCCAUGCAGUACUCAACCUGGAAACCUUGUUAUAGCCACUGGUGAUGAUAACCUAAAGGACAUCUUUCACCAAAUCAGCACUUCUAAAACCCCAGCCGUUAUUAACUAUGGCGCAACUUGGUGUGGUGUUUGCAGCCAGAUGCUUCCCGCAUUCUAUGAGUUGAGUAACAAGUUCUCUAAACUCUCGUUCGUGUAUGCUGAUAUCGACGCUUGUCCAGAGACUACUCUGAACAUCCGGUACACGCCAACUUUUCAUUUCUAUCGAGAUGGCGAGAGGGUUGAUGAGAUGUUCGGUGCAGGAGAAGAGAGACUGCAUGACAGGCUGUGGUUGCACUCUUAGUGGGAAAGCAGUGUGUCAUUCAAUGUUAUAAAAACAUCAUACAUGUACUAUUGCUGUUAUCAACUACUGUAAUCCGCCAUGUUUUUUCUUGGCAAAUGGCUGAUAAUGGACCAAGUUAGUUGGGUUAACACUAUUUUGAUCGAUAGUA
Messenger RNA from Ipomoea nil (Japanese morning glory), 883 nucleotides. Its product is annotated as thioredoxin-like 3-3. Lineage: Eukaryota; Viridiplantae; Streptophyta; Magnoliopsida; Solanales; Convolvulaceae. Bases 364 to 735 code for a protein of 123 amino acids. The record is from RefSeq and is a predicted model, not a curated record. The transcript has 5 exons.